Messenger RNA from Scomber scombrus (Atlantic mackerel), 2055 nucleotides. RefSeq names its product peripheral myelin protein 22a (gene pmp22a). Gene Ontology annotation, cellular component: plasma membrane. The record is from RefSeq and is a predicted model, not a curated record. The transcript has 5 exons. Lineage: Eukaryota; Metazoa; Chordata; Actinopteri; Scombriformes; Scombridae. Bases 151 to 624 code for a protein of 157 amino acids.
CAGACUGGGGUGUGUGAGCCACAUCUGGAAUAGUAGCUACAGAGGAAAGGAGACGCAGAACCUCGGUGAUACUUUCCCAACUCUCCACUCCAGUACUCCCUUUUUUCCACGGAAACAAACCUCUUGCUUUGCCUUUUUCUCCACUUGAAAAUGCUGCUCAUCCUGCUUGGAGUGCUGAUCUUGCACUUAAUCAUUCUCAUUCUUCUCAUCGUGUCAACAGCAGCCAGUACCUGGUCUGUAGGUGGGGACAGGAGUCAAGAUCUAUGGUACAAUUGCGCAACAACUAAUGGAGGCUACCACUGUUCGCCAGCCAGCAAUGAAGAAUGGAUCCAGGCAGUGCAAGCCCUCAUGAUCCUGUCCUUGCUCUUCUGCUUCUUCUCCCUCAUUGCAUUCCUGUAUCAGCUGUUCAGACUGGUCAAGGGCGGACGCUUCUUCUUCACUGCCAUCUUCCAGAUCCUGGCUAGUCUGUUUGUGAUGUGUGGGGCAAUCAUCUACACUGUGAUGAAUCCGGAUGAUGAUGCUUCUGUCACACAUUAUGGCUACGCUUACGUGCUGGCCUGGGUGGCUUUCCCUCUCUGUCUCAUCAGUGGCCUCAUUUAUAUCGUCCUGAGGAAGAAAGAAUGAGAAAAAGGAGCAGAGGAGAAAAGAGGAGGGGUAGUAGGGAGACCCCUAACCACAACAUCGCACUGUGCCUACUGCCCACAGACCAUAGACUGACAUCCCAACAAUACAACAAAAGUGUAUGUGUCAUUAACUGUUGUAAAUGCAAGAAGGAGACAUUUAUCAUUGCUGGGAAUCUUUUUUUGUUGUUGCUGUAUUUCAGUACCCAUUAUUUUGCCAUCACAUGCUGAAAAACAUCACAUGUAUUUGUUUUGUGAGUUUUAACAAAAGCUCAGUCUCACUACACAUGAUCCCUUUGGUGACAGCGUAUCUUGAAAAUGUGUUUAGAAAAGCGUUUGUUAAGAGAAAUAUUAAUCACUCUCAAAGAAGGAGACUGGAUUCAAAAUAAUAGGAUAUAGGUUGAUUUUAUUUGCUUGUACAAGCGGAGCGUUUUACAAAUGCAACAACAACGGUUACAGGCGAAAAGGCUCCUAGAGGAGCAUUGUCAGAAAGGCUUUAUACUGUUCUUCACUUGUGUCGUUUAGCCCCCCUCCCCAAGCUGGCAGCCUUAUUCCAUAGAUAGCAUCAUAACGGUUGUUUAGUUCCCUUUUAUCAGUAGGCAAGCAGAAGUUCCACUUCCUGACCUGUCUCUAACCCUACGGUACAUAUGGAGUUGAAAACUCUUUCUGCCAGCCUCAGCAACUUGUUAAAACAGGAAGUAUCAAACAGUCAUGUCAAAAAUAGAAGCACCCUCACACCUAACAUGAACUCAAGACAUCUGGAAUUCACCAUUAUCCAAUUUUUAUAACAGCGUUAGUGACAUAUUGACUUUUGUUGCAUACUGGCAUCCUACAGUGCUUCCACAAAUACAUCGAGUGUGAUAACAAAGACAAGUAAUCCUGUCUUGAUUCAGUACAAAGAUGUACAUAGUGUCUGUGGUUUUUAGACAUAUUUAUAACAUUUUUACAUACAUUUUUGUACAUAGUGUUGUCAAGUUAACAUUGUCAUGCUCAUUUAUGUGAUAGAGUUUGUGUCUCUCACAAAUCAUGCAGCUGUGCCAAAGAGAUGUCGCUUCAACUGCCAAAGUAUCAAGCUUUUUUUCUGUUUUUGUUGUUUUUGAGUGUCAAAUGCUUUGGACAUUGUGCCUUAACUUAGAAUAUCUGUGUUUUUCUUGAAGGAAAUGAGAAAAUCCUCAGAAAUUAAAGAAAUGACAAUAAAGAAGAAUUAAUUUUUUCUGAAUUAUUAUACUUGAUAUUCCAAAUAACAAGAUGUUGCAUUUUGUAAUCUAGUUUUAAGAAAAUGGUGCUUUUUAUCUACUAUUCUUGAAAUGUAUAGCCCACUUUGUGUUUGUGUAUCUACCUUGCAAGUGUCUCAUGUCCUGUGAUUAAUUUGCUUUGUACAAACCCAAGUUCGCAUUUUUGUCAGUAUUCUUCUAAAUAAACCUUUGAAAAUGAA